This is a messenger RNA of Lactuca sativa (garden lettuce), 2208 nucleotides long. RefSeq lists its product as uncharacterized. Lineage: Eukaryota; Viridiplantae; Streptophyta; Magnoliopsida; Asterales; Asteraceae. The record is from RefSeq and is a predicted model, not a curated record.
AUGGCGUCGACGACUACAGCGGCGAGGGAACAUGUGAACGAAAUCAGGAAGACGAAGUUCUCUAUCGGCGGAAAGGCAAAUCCGCUAACGGAGGAUCUUCAUCAGGCGGUUAAGAAUCUGUCUGCCGAGCUUUACGCUAAGGACGUGCAUUUUUUGAUGGAACUUAUACAGAACGCUGAGGAUAACGAGUAUCCGGAAGGGGUUGUUCCAUCCUUGGAAUUCGUGAUUACGUCCAAUGACAUAACAAACACCGGAGCUCCGGCGACGUUGUUAGUUUUCAACAACGAGAAAGGGUUUUCCGUAAAGAACAUUGAGUCGAUUUGUAGCGUGGGACGUUCUACUAAGAAAGGUCUCCGUAAGCGUGGUUACAUUGGCGAAAAAGUAACCUCUGGAAUUGGAUUCAAAAGCGUGUUUUUGAUAACGACUCAGCCUUAUAUUUUCAGUAAUGGUUAUCAGAUAAGGUUUAACGAAAAACCUUGUGAGCAUUGUAACGUUGGAUAUAUUGUUCCUGAGUCGGUGGAGAAGGAUCCAACACUAUCUGCCAUUCAAAGUGUAUAUGGUUCGUCUAAAACUCUGCCAACCACAACUCUGGUGUUGCCUCUAAAACCAGUGAAGGUCAAACCAGUCAAGGAUCAGCUUUCAAGCAUCCAUCCUGAAGUUCUCUUGUUUCUUUCAAAAAUAAGGCGGCUUUCUGUCAGGGAAGUCAAUGAGAAUCCUAAGCUUAACACUGUAAGUGCAAUAUCCAUUUCCAGUGAGAAAAACUUUGUUACUUCAAAGAGCAUGGAUGCUGUUUCUUAUACAGUUCAUCUCACUGCUGAUGAAACUGGUGAUGUAAUAGACACAGAAUGUGGGUACUACAUGUGGAAACAAAGGUUUCCUGUGAAGCCUGAAAGGAAAGUGGAUGCUAGAAUGGAGGUAGAUGAGUGGACAAUCACUCUCGCUUUUCCAAAUGGGACAAGACUCAAAAGAGGGUCAAGUCUGCCUGGAAUCUACUCCUUUCUACCAACAGAAACAAUCACAAAUUUUCCAUUCAUUAUCCAAGCAGACUUCCUCUUGGCAUCUUCAAGGGAAAAUAUCCUCUGGGACAACAAAUGGAACCAGGGAAUUCUUGAUUGCAUUCCCCUGGCUUUUCUAAAUGCGUUUACCUCACUGGUGAAAUCAACAGAAAAUGCUCCUGUUUCCAGUCUCCCAAACAUGUUUAGGUUCUUACCUGUCUACGAGUCAUCUCAUCCAAAACUGAACCAUGUCAGGGAUGCCAUCAAAGCUAAGCUGAUGAACGAGGCUAUUGUCCCAUGUGAGUCACACACUGAACAGAAGUUGUUUUGUAAACCCAAUGAAGUUGGCAGGCUGAAGCCUGCUUUUUGGAGCAUACUGAACAAGGCAAGGAGACAAGGUGUUAGUUUUUCUAAUAUUUCGUCUCAUGGAGCGUAUCUUCUGGCUUCUUCGUUUGAUAAAAGUGAUUACAAUGUGAUUCUGGAUUUUUUGGAAAUCAAACCUGUAAGCCAUGAAUGGUAUGCCAAAUGCAUUGGGAGCUCGAGACUUGUAUUGGGUGUCACAGAAGAUGUUUAUAUACAGCUUCUGGUAUUCAUCGCAGAGAGUUGGGAGUCUUGUUUUCAAAAUUCCAACAUGAAGAAUAUACCACUGAUAAAGUAUAUUGGGCGAGAUGGAAAAGAUGAUGUAUUUACGCCGGCCUCUGGUACAAACAAGCUUAUGGCUGCAGAUUCGGUUUGUAUUUCCUGGUUGCAUAACUGCAACACAGAGUUCAGAAACUCAAUAGGUAAUUUUUUUCUGCCUAAAGCCACACAAGAAGCCAUACGAUCAUGUUCGCAGAAGUCAACACUAGUAAAAUGGCUUAGAGAUGAGAUGAAAAUGAAGUUUGUGACAGUUUGUGAAUAUGCCAAGCUUGUUAGUCAUUCACUCAACAAUGACCGCAAGCUGGUUGUUACUUAUGCCCAUUUCCUUCACAACUCUUUUAAAAAGGAGUAUUUAGGGAAACAUGAAGUUGAGGAGCUGUGUAUUGAUAUACCCAUAGUUGAUAACUAUGGGAAUGUUACUAAAACAAGAAGUGGAGUUCUUGUACCUGCGAAAGGAAGCAGAUGGGUGGAGUUGAUUGGUUCAAAUCCUUGGAGGCAGCAUAAUUAUGUUGAGAUGGGUGAAGAUUAUACACGUGGUGCUUGCUAUUUUGGUAUGGUGACAUCUGGUGAAUAG